AUGGAUCCCACCGCUGCUAAUGGAGGCCCAGUUAUGGCGGAGGAUAAUAUCAUCAAUCGAAGAGGGGGGGAAUCGUUAUUCCAGAGCUGCGCAAGCCUGAAAAAGAGACUUGCUGAGGUCCCUGGUUUCGAGCCCCAUCUUGCAGAAAUGGCGGAGAUGGACAGAACGGAUGAGGCGAUAGAUCCUGUUGCAUCUAUAUGGAGAUGUCUGCGGCAAGGAUAUCCGCUAAUGACAAUCUUCAACGCCUCCAAGCCUGCAGAGCCCCUAACUAUCGACACUGAUAAAGUCCCAGAGGCAAGACGGCCAAAGGCAGCGGCUUUUAAGUUUCUCCAAGCUUGUUUGUUAGAGUUGGAGUUUCCCCAGCAGGAAUGUUUCCUUAUCACUGAUCUUUAUGGGGAAAACACAACGGGCUUUGUGAAGGUCAUUAAAAUGGUCAGCCGCGUUCUAGAUAUUCUUGAAAUGCGUGGUCAGCUUUAUCAACCUUCUGCAACAGCCGCCGGUCCAAACCAAGGUGAAAAGGUCAAGCUUACUCGGAAAGAGCAUAUUUUGAAAGAGAUGCUGGAAACAGAACGAGAUUAUGUCCACCACCUUCAAAAUUUGCAAGCGUUAAAAAAGGAAUUGGAGGAAACUGGGGCUCUUAAUGGCGAUUCGAGCCAUCAGAUCUUUUUGAAUCUUAAUAACCUUCUUGACUUUGCUCAGCGAUUUCUUAUUCGUAUGGAGCAACACAAUGCCCUCCCUGAAGAUACGCAGAACUGGGGGGAUCUUUUUAUCCAACACCAGGAAGGAUUUCGCCAGUACGAACCUUUUAUCGCCAAUCAACUUCGAUGCGAUGUUGUUUGUGCAAAGGAAUGGGAUAAAAUCAAGGCUGCGCCACGGUCUAUUGACCUCCAACAAAUGGUGGCACAGCAGUCCACUCUAAAUGGAUUUUUCGUCAAACCAUUUCAACGUCUUACUAAGUAUCCUAUGAUGCUCUCGGAACUGAGGAAGCAGACCGAUCGCGAAGACCUUGUUGCCGACGUUUCCACUGCCAUUGACAUUGUUCAAGCGGUUUUAGACCAAGCAAACCGUGCAGUUGACAAAGAACACUUGGCCAACGCCGUUGCCGAUCUCGCUUCUCGUGUUGAUGAUUGGAAAGCCCUUAAAGUUGAUAUAUUUGGUGAACUGCUUCGGUUCGGCACUUUCACCGUGCUGAAGGGUGACGGAGGUAGAGAUUCAGAAAGAGAGGUUCGUACGGCCCUUUCACAGUUUAAUACCCAACAUUGGCCCAUUCGGUAUCGCCGCCCUUCCCUACGUAGGCAAUCUGUGAAAAUCCGCAUGUGUCUGUUAGGUGUCGAUUCCCUGACACCCAAUCAACCUUCCCUAACAAGGCUAUCUGGAUUCUAUCCCUCUGGAACUCCUUCCCAGGACCCGUCCCCUAGAUUAUCUGAGUUUACGGUUUUCUCGAGGAAAUCAAGCUUUUGCUCUACGACCUUGAAAGGAUUUGGCCUUCCCCUGGUGGAGAAAUCUCACCCACCUCUUGCAUCUAGUGGACCUGGGCAAUUAGAACACUUCCACCCACAAUCCAACAUUUCCAUGGCAGAUGAUUUCCCGAGUCAGCCAGGGAGCACUAGUUACAAAGGACCCUUUUCUCCUGGCACCACCCCACCAUCCCCCUGUCCACAAUUGCACAAACAAAAGAGCUUUCCCACCCAACUAUCUGGGUCUGAUAGACGGUCACGUACCUUGUCAACCAUUGAUCGUCUAAUUAUUGCCAAUGAAAGCUCAAGAGCUAACUUGGAUGAUCACCUUUCUUCACCAAAACGGAAAGGGCAGGACAAGCAUAGCUAG
Molecule: messenger RNA, 1827 nt
Organism: Paracoccidioides lutzii Pb01
Exons: 3
Coding region: 1-1827 (608 amino acids)
Biological process (GO): establishment of cell polarity; septin ring organization
Cellular component (GO): nucleus; division septum; mating projection tip
Molecular function (GO): guanyl-nucleotide exchange factor activity
Source: RefSeq, a predicted model, not a curated record